Messenger RNA from Biomphalaria glabrata, 1487 nucleotides. RefSeq lists its product as uncharacterized. Lineage: Eukaryota; Metazoa; Mollusca; Gastropoda; Planorbidae. The transcript has a single exon. Bases 93 to 1487 code for a protein of 464 amino acids. The record is from RefSeq and is a predicted model, not a curated record. Gene Ontology annotation, molecular function: nucleic acid binding; zinc ion binding.
UUUACAUCUUAUGUGUGUAUAUUAUAGUAUAUCAUAGUAAUAAUAAUAAUAGUAUUAGUUGAUUUAGCUUAACACAGUAAGGCACUUAGACCAUGGAAACCAGGUUAACGGUAACGUCACAAUUUAUUAGUGAUGGCCGUGCUAUGGGGUACGAAGGGGAAAGGCUAGAGAAAUAUGUGAAGGAACGGAAAGCUGAAUAUGAUAGAGAUAAGGAAGAGGCGAAGGCAGAAGAAGAGGCUAGAAAGAAAGAGGCGAAGGCAGAAGAAGAGGCUAGAAAGAAAGAGGCGAAGGCAGAAGAAGAGGCUAGGAAGAAAGAGGAAGAAGAGAGAUUUCAACGUGAUGAGAAGGCCAAACGCGAGGAGCACGAAAGAUGGAAGGAGAGAGAUGCCAAGGAGUCAAUCAAGAGGAAAGAGGAGUUGGAACUGGCUAGGCUUAAAGAAAAGUCUGCGCCAGAGGCAGGCUGGGCGGCAGGACAGUCAGGGGAUGUGCGAUACAAGAAUGUCUUAGACAGGCUUGACAAGAGUUUCCAGGGAAUGAAAGAUGAUGACGACCUCCUAGCUUACCUAACACACUUUGAGGCCGUUGCAGCAAGGUGCAAAAUAGAGAGAAAAGAGUGGUCCUUGCUGUUGUCAUAUAAACUGACCACCGCACUCAGAAACUUCAUGCUAAGGGACAGUCUGUUCCUUAGCGAGAAUUAUGAAGAAGUCAAGACUGCACUUCUUCGCCAUGCAGAUAUCAACGCGGAAACCUGCCGCAAAAGAUUCCAUCUCGUGAGACCAAGUCAAAACGACUUUAGGAGAUAUGUAACAGAAUUGAGAACAGCAUUAGACAAUUGGUGCAAGAUGGCCGAAGUCGGUAAAACAGUGGAGGAGUUAAAAGACCUGUUGAUCAAAGAUAGGAUCUUAGAAAGUGUUUCGAGUGACGUAUACAGGCAACUAGUUUUGAGCAAGCACAGAACAGUAGAUAAUAUGCUAGAAGUUAUAGAAGGAUUUAAGGUAGCUGGUUCUGAUGUGUCCAUUUGUAAGGAAGAAAGUGUAUAUGUUGCAGCAGCAUGCAGUGAGUCGGAGUCAGAUGUGUCUAUUUGUAAGGAAGAAAGUGCGCAUGUUGCGGCAGCGUGUCGUGAGCCUGUGAGAAAUAGAAGUCCAGGGAUUGAGAGUAACUUAAUUAUUUGUUUUAAGUGCAAGAGGGGAGGCCACAAAGCGUCAGAAUGCCCUCAACGUUCGCAACUAAACUCUAGUCCUGCUUCUGAUGUUAGAUAUAGGAACGCACCCACAAUCUCCACUAACACACAAAGGCCCAGUAGAAAUGCAUCACAAGGUCGCUACCAAAGGCAGUUUGAUGGUAACGGUCGAAGAAUCCGCGGCAAUAGUGUGGGGAGACAAAGUUAUGCUACAUACGAGAAUUCUUACAAUAACAGGCACAGUAGAACGGGUGGUACUGCGGCAUACCAAAACAGAGAUCAAGGCCCAGGAGGGUCUUAUAGAUGA